AUGUUCGACGAGGUUUUCUCUGCAUUCCUUGAACUCACAGAAAACAGCUUUCAGCUGAUCAGCUUGCUGUUUCCAUACGCCCCAACGCCGACGACUCGACGGCGCGACAGGGCAUCUGCUACGCUCUCAAGCAUUUUCGCUGAGAUCGUUCGAUCACGUAAGAGCUCCAACCGAGUCGAGGAGGAUGUUUUGCAGAACCUGAUAGACUCCAAAUACAAGGAUGGCCGCCCCACGACUGAAGCUGAGGUUACCGGGCUCAUAAUUGCCAUCGUCUUUGCUGGGAUGCACACAAGCACGACCAGCAGCACGUGGACUGGAGCUCGCCUUCUAAGCCACACAGAGUGCUUGGAGGCUGCCCUUGAGGAGCAGCAGCAAAUCGUCAAGAAACAUGGGGACAACAUAGACUACGAUACCCUUCUGGAGAUGAGUUUCCUACACUGCUGCAUCAAGGAGGCACUGCGGAUGCACCCUACAGCACCAAUAUUUCUUCGCAAGGUGCGCAAGAACUUCACCGUGCGGACUAGAGAAGGCUACGAGUAUGAGAUUCCGAGUGGGCAUACCAUAGCAAGCCCUCUGGUGAUAAACCACAACAUUCCUUAUAUUUACAAGGACCCUAAUGUGUAUGACCCGCACCGGUUUGGUCAUGGAAGGGAGGAAGACAGAGUUGGCGGAAAGUUCACUUACAACGCGUUCAGUGGUGGAAGACAUGCUUGCCCUGGCGAAGCUUAUGCCUAUUUGCAAGUGAAGGUGAUAUGGAGCCAUUUGCUAAGGAACUUUGAGCUCAAGUUGGUGUCAUCAUUCCCCGAGACCAAUUGGCUAAAGCUUUCCCCAGAACCUAGAGGGAAAGUGGAGGUGAGUUACAAAAGACGGAUGCUACCUAGGAGCAUGUUGGAAAACUGA
Messenger RNA from Miscanthus lutarioriparius, 900 nucleotides. The record is from the annotation of a GenBank genome assembly. NCBI's taxonomy places the organism in Eukaryota, Viridiplantae, Streptophyta, Magnoliopsida, Poales, Poaceae.